Molecule: messenger RNA, 1380 nt
Organism: Brachypodium distachyon (stiff brome)
Lineage: Eukaryota; Viridiplantae; Streptophyta; Magnoliopsida; Poales; Poaceae
Exons: 4
Coding region: 144-938 (264 amino acids)
Biological process (GO): protein transport
Source: RefSeq, a predicted model, not a curated record
AUCUCCUACCUUCUCCUCCUUCCUCCUCUACACGCAAAGGACUAGCAAUACAACCAAGAUGGACAAUCAUAUAACUGAAUAGCAAAGCCAGCACCAAUGGAACCCCCUCCAGUCUCCAGACGCCACCAAAGCAUCGACCAGCCAUGGGAUUACUCAACAAGACCUCCAAGCAGACAGCCAAACUCAAGUCCCUUCUCGGAGUCGCCGUCUCCCGCAUCGCCGUCGUCCGCCGGCCUCGUGCCGCUCGUAAGUCCAUUGCCCGCAGCGAUGUCAGCCAGCUCCUCGCCCUUGGCCACUUGGACCGCGCUCUCCACCGCGCUGAGCAGGUUAUACAGGAAGACAACAUGUUGGAGGCAUUCGACAUCAUAGAGCUCUACUGCAAGCGUCUCAUCGAGCAGGCUCCACAGUUGGACAAGCCCCAGGAGUGCGGCGAAGAGUUAAGGGAAGCGGCAGCCGGCAUCAUGUUCGCUGCAGGGUGGUGCGGCGAUCUGCCGGAGCUGCUGUUUGCCCGUACCAUCCUCGCGGACAAGUUCGGCAGCAACUUCGCUGUGGUGGCCAAGGAGGGCGCCGGUGUUGUGGAUCCCAUAUUGGCAUGGAAGCUGUCCGGAAACACAAGCAGCAUGGAACUGAAGAAGAAAGUGACCGAAGAGAUUGCUGCCGAGAACAAUAUGUCAGUGGACUUCUCUGAGCUAAUAGAAGAAACCGAGGAAGACAACAUCAACGCUCCAAACUGCCAGGAGCUCGACGACCAAAUGCCAUGCCAGGACAACACGGAUGAAAGUUCAGAGUCAGACGACGGCCAUCCUCACUCACACAAGACGAAUACUUCCGGGCUGGAGAGCGAUGAGAAUAUGCAUGGCAUUUCCAACUCCGAUGGAUCAGAUGAUGAGGUGGUAGGACAGCGGAACCGAAGGUGGUGGCACCUUGGGUGUGCAUGAGGAGAUGACCCUCCACUGCAUCUGGCUAAAAUUGUAUCAAUCUGGGUGGGGCAGUGCCAUUUGCACAUCCCAAUAUCACCAAGUCAUGAAUAUACAGGCUUCCAACAAAAAUGGGUUAUGAAUACACACAGGCUAAAUGUGUAAAUUAAAUUAUCAAACAAUAUGUCAAUGUCCAACCAAAUGUAUCAUCUCAACAGAAAUGCCAAAUCAGGUUUAUCCUAUGGCCAACCGGCAACCACAGUCGCACAAAAAAAAAACCACAUUGCUGCUCACUCCUGGAUCACCACCCUUCAUCAGCUUGAUGAUGUUUGGUGCUCUACACAUCUUUAAUGACGAUACCACUAUGUUACCCAGCCUAUCUUUCACUUUAUGCUAUGCAAGUAUUUUGUAAACGUUCUGUGUACACGUAUUUACAAAUUCCAAUAUUAUGUGUUUGGUUUAA